CCUCAUUGUAUUUUUUCAACUUGUUUACGAUAAACACGACGCCAUUUUAAAUCGCACAUUUUGUGCGAUAUUCGUUCCAACAUGAACUAGCCCUUAUAGGUAACUCUAUAUGCUUCAGUGACAGUUCAAUGAAAAAAUCCUUUUUUUGCUACCAAUGGCCUGUCAACUGUCGAUAGUUUGUUGAUUUGUUUAUAAACAAAACAUGACAAAUGUUUGUACAAUUUGUCUGAGGAGCGACAAUAUUGUAUUUGAUGGAUCCAGUAAUGGAGAUAUAUUAAACAAGUUAAACAAAUGCGUCCCGGAAGAGUGGAAUUCAAAUAUAAGAAUAUGUUCAGUCUGUAAAGAUGAUUUGGAGAGAGCUUAUAAUUUCAAAAUAUUGUGCAUAACUUCAUAUACUUCUAAAAUAACCAUACCGUUAUUAUGCGACAAAGAAACUAGUUCAGAUGUUGAAAAUGAAGUGAUACAAGGAAAUGGGGAGUCAUCUGAAGAAGAAGCCGAUUAUUGUUUGGAAUGUUUAGAUUGCAAAAAGGUUUUCGAAACAAAAUCACUCUUGGAGAAACAUGCAAAGAGUAAACAUGAGAGAAAAGAUAUGUCAAAUAUGCAAAAACCAUGUGAGAACUGUGGAAAUCUUUAUAGUACGAAAAAUAUAAAACGCCAUUUCAAAAAUUGUAUUAAGAGAACUGGAAAUAAUGGAAUAAAUAAGUAUGAGAAAAUAAUCACUCGCCAACUGGAAUCAACUUGCACCCUUUGUGGAACAAUUUUCUCAAAUAAAUAUCUUAUGAGGCGACACAUGAAAAAUGUUCAUGCCACUGAAAAAAAUUUCAAAUGUGAACUUUGUGAGAGAACAUUUACAUCUGCUGUAUAUCUCAAUGCACACAAGAGAUAUCAUUCAGGUGAUCGUCCUCAUAUAUGUUCAUUUUGUGGAAAAGGGUUCAUAACAACCAGCGAUCUUUAUCAUCACGAGAAAAUUCAUGUGAAUAAAAGAGCUUAUAGGUGUGAAAAGUGUCCAAAAGCCUUCAAUACUUCUUCUGAUCUGCACAAACACAACAUAUGUGUUCACAUAGACCGUGCCCAAUGGAAAUAUACCUGCAACUCUUGUAACAGAAAGUUCCCGUUGAAAAUUAAUCUUGAUAGCCACAUCAAAACACAUACGGGAGAGAAAAAUUUCUCAUGCCAUUUAUGUGAGAGAAAAUGCAUCAGUAAGUCAGUAUUGAAGAGUCAUAUCCAGACCCAUUCUAAUAUAAUUUCCUUCAAGUGCAGCCUCUGCACCCAGGCUUAUAAGUAUCGGAAGUCACUUAAUCUGCAUUUAGCUAAAGCACAUGGUAUCGGUAAUAUGAAAGUUCCUGUUGCAACCAAAAAGUUUGUAUGUCCACUUUGUUCAAAGACUUAUACUGCUAAUAACAAAUUGCAGAAACAUAUUAGAUCUCAUGAUGGUGAAAGACCAUUCAAGUGUCCUGAAUGUACAAAAUGCUUUGCAGACAAGUCUUAUGUUAAAACACACUUGAGAAAUGCUCAUAACAUUCCAAAAAAUGAAUGUGUUUAAUCAAAUUUUUAUUGAUAUGAACGAACCUGUUAAUUAAUUUCAGCAAUACAAUACUGUUAUCAAUUAUAUUCAAAAAAGCCUU
This is a messenger RNA of Leptinotarsa decemlineata (Colorado potato beetle), 1625 nucleotides long. RefSeq lists its product as uncharacterized. Gene Ontology annotation, molecular function: zinc ion binding. Lineage: Eukaryota; Metazoa; Arthropoda; Insecta; Coleoptera; Chrysomelidae. Gene Ontology annotation, cellular component: nucleus. The record is from RefSeq and is a predicted model, not a curated record.